CGAGUCAACCCGGUUCGACCGGUUGACUCUUGACCCACUGGCUUGUCAAUAUGGUCAGGUUUUCAAAACAUUGUAGCAGAGCCGAUUAUUUCCCUCUCGAUGCCCUGAUUUCGCCUAAUCUUCUUCACCAAAAAUCCGCUGACUCUUCCCUAUAAGGAAAGGAAAUCUGCACCCACACCGAAGUAUAGUCAAAAUCCGCUGAUUCUUCCUGGAUUCUUCGCUGCAAUUCUGAGAUCUACAACGUCAAGAUCCUCUUAUUCUUUGGCGUCAAUUCUAGAAUCAUGUUUGUUUUCGAUAUUCAGUUCGUAAUUUCGUGGAUUUCGAUUCUCUAUUCUCAAUUUCCUUGAUUGCGAUCGGAAGGACGUGAAGGAGAUUUCCCUGGCUGAAAAGUCACGGCCAUGGCUAGCUUCUGAUGGGCUUGGUCGGCAAGUAGGAAUGAAAUUCAUAUAAUCCAAGCGUAAAUUGACAUUCAUAUAAUCUAACCUUGAAACUUUCUUUCAUUUGUAUUAAUUAGAUCUUUUUUUAUUGUUCCAUGCUUUAUUACUUUUGUGCUAAUAUGUCUUCAUAUUUUUGGAACUUUUAUGGUAUUCUAUAGAAAAGUUGUUGUUCAUUUGGAUAAUUUAUGUUAUUAGUGGUGGAAAAUGUUGACACGGAAUCAUGUGAUUUUAGAAAUAACGAUGUUGAAUAUUCUUUAUAUUCAAGCAGUAUCAAGGUUAUUGGAUUUGCUUCUAUAGAUCUAUCUAUCUAUUUGCCGAAAUAUAUGAAUUCAUACAUAGUAUCUUGAUGCAUUGUAUCACAACCUAGGGGUCUUUUUUUCUUUUUAUUUGAUUUUACUUUUAAUAACACAUCGUAGGAUUUUAAAGAUUCGUACUUCGUUUGGAAACAAACUGGAUUGGGCUUAGCUUUUGGAGAAUGCUGAACGUGCGAGCAAACUUAGCUUCAAUUAAGUUGGCUUAGGGAGAUGGAGAUUGAAGCACUUGACGACACCUAUCAGGGAGGUUUUCCUAGGAUAUUGAUGACCAAUUGACGCAAGCCAGAAUCAAGGGGCAGUGCUAGGGUUCCUUCUCCACUCUCUAGCCCUCUACUUUCCCAGAAAGAGAAGUUAUGCAGGUUGGCUUGGAGGUAUUCUAAUAGUCAUCUCUGUUUCUCAAAACAAGGUUUCAAAACCUUUUGCUUCCCAAUUUCCAUGGAUGAAACUUCAGAAGGUUGUGUUAGUAAUAAUUUUAUCAUUUGCUCUAAUGCAAAAAUUGUCAUGACACCUGCUCUAAUGCAAAAAUUAGAGCAAAUUAGUAUUAGAGCAAAUUUCUAACUUUAUAUUAGAGCAAAAUUUCUAACUUUUCCUACUAACGAUGGUGAUGAGGACGCACAUCUCCAAGACCGCGAGAAAGUUUUUGGGGACAAUUCGAUUGUUUAUGGUUGAACAGAAAGCUUUGGAAUGCCUGAUAUUGAGAAAGGAAAAAAAAUCAUCCCUUCCGCUGAUUCCUCUUCUGCCGCAACUCCUUUCAACUAGCUCCGCUCGUCGCUCGCCUAAACUCGCCGGCGGAACCAAAGCAUCAUAUUCGGUGCCGGCCAGUGCCGAGAUCGGAAUUCCCACUCUGAUUUUGGUCUCCACCAUCGCUGAUUCCCCUUCUGCCGUUGUCAAUGCCGUUGUCAUAACGGUAGCCGUGAGAUGGAUGAUGGUCACCGGUAGUAUUAUUGCAGUUCCUAUUCCCCUUUUCUCUUGGCUUGGCUCUGUGCUAUCCAUAGUUAAUUCCCCUUCUCUCUUGGCUCAAUUUUGUAGUGGUGUUGACUGCACCAUAGAUUUUAAAUCCUCACCUUUGCUCAUGAUUUUGGAUGUACGAAAGGAGCCCCCUAACCUUAAGGAUAUACCUUCUGUACGUGAUUUUCCUGACAUGUUCCCUGACGAGCUACCAGAGUUUGAGGGGCGCCGCCGAUCAGAGCAGCAGCGCCGCCGUGACUCGUCGUCGACUCUAGGGGUUUCGUGUCCCUGUCCCGAUCAUCGUUUUGCAAGGUGAUUUGAGAUUUGUUGGGCAUUUGGGCUUGGUUUGAGCCAGUUGUGCCGGCUGUCCGGGUUGGCAACGGGGGUUUCCGGGCGGUGGGCAGCCGCCUGAUAGUUGCCGGGUUGAUCUGGCAGUGAAUUGUACUGCUCCGGCGGGGGCAGCAGGCCCAGGGAUCAAUUCCUUUGUCUUGAGUCCGCGUAGGUAGGAACACAGACUUGGAUGGGCAACCCGGAGAGCAGUGAAGUGGUAGUGUGGUUUUCAUGGCUCCUGUUUUACUUCAAUA
Messenger RNA from Cuscuta campestris, 2283 nucleotides. The record is from the annotation of a GenBank genome assembly. Lineage: Eukaryota; Viridiplantae; Streptophyta; Magnoliopsida; Solanales; Convolvulaceae.